AUGUUCCUCAGCGUGGUGCGUCGCUCAGCUGGCCGGGUGGCCACAGCACCCAACGGAGGAGCAGCUCAAAGCGGCAGGAAAGGGACAGUCAGGUCGCUGGUGGGAAGCUCCCGGCCCGCGCUGGCCAACAUCCUGAUCGGGGACUCCACGGACCCGGUGUGCGAGUCCGUCUUCCGCAGCCGCGGGCAUGCCGUGGACUUCAAGCCUGGUCUUUCGAAGGAGGAGCUGCUGUCCAUCAUCGGCAAGUAUGACGGGCUGGUGGUGCGGUCGGGGGUACAGGUGGACGAAGACCUCAUCACCGCCGCCAAGAACAUGCGCAUCGUCGGCCGUGCGGGCACAGGGGUGGACAACAUCAACGUCCCGGCGGCGACGUCGAAGGGAGUGCUGGUGAUGAACACUCCCGGCGGGAACACCGUGUCUACGGCCGAGUUGACGAUGUCCCACAUCCUGGCCCUUGCGAGAAACAUCCCUCAGGCCGUGUCCUCCAUGAAGGAGGGGCGCUGGGACAGGAAGAAGUACACGGGGACCGAAUUGAUGGGGAAGACGAUCGGGGUUGUGGGUCUCGGACGCAUCGGCAGGGAGGUGGCGACGUGGUGCAUGAACUUCGGCAUGCACGCGGUAGGGUACGAUCCCAUCCUGACGGACGAUGCCGCGCUCGCCGCGGGGAUAGAACCGGUGUCGCUCGAUGAGCUGUUCGCGUGCUCGGACUUCAUCACCCUGCACACGCCCCUGACCCCGGAGACCAAGGGCCUGAUCGGCAGGAGUAACCUAGACAAGUGCAAGAAGGGGGUCAGGAUCAUCAACUGCGCGAGGGGGGGUAUCAUCGACCCCGUUGCUUUGGUGGACGCUCUCAACCUGGGAAAGGUGGCCGGAGCGUCGCUGGACGUGUACCCGAGCGAGCCUCCGCCGCCCGAGCUGAAGGAGCUCGUCACGCACCCCAAGGUCGUAUGCUCGCCCCACCUGGGGGCGUCGACGCAAGACGCUCAGGUGAGAGUGGCGAAGGACAUCGCGAUCCAGAUGUGCGACGUCCUCGACGGCGGGGAGUACGUGGGGGUGCUCAACGCGCCGAACAUGGCCGCCGCGCGCAAGUCAAAGCUCACGGCGUACGUGUCUCUCGGGGAGAGGAUGGGGGCACUCCAGGCGCAGCUGCUGGGACAGGGGAAGGGGACUCUUCACGGCAAGAACCUGGGAGUGCCGGAAAAGGCGGGGCCCAUGUCCGCCGCUGUCAUCAAGGGAGCGCUCAACCUCCUUCUCGCCCAGGAGGUGAACUACGUUAACGCUGCUGCCGUGGCGAAGGACACGGGUCUGGCGAUCGAGGUGGCGUUUUCGGAGCGGGACCCUAAGGGUUACCUCAACGGGCUCAGCGUGGAGUUCGAGAUCGACGGCGUUCUCAACGGCAGAAGGACCAUGACCGGAACGUGCUUCGGAACGGACACGCGAGUGGUGGACGUGGACGGCCUCGAGAUCGACUUCAACCCCAGCGGACACAUGCUCAUGUUCAACAACCCGGACUCUCCGGGCAUGCUCCGAGCCGUGGCCGCUAUCCUCGGCGACCAGGGGAUCAACAUCGCCUCCUUCGCGCUCGGCCGUGUCCGCACCGGAGGCGUGGCGAUGAGCUGCCUCAACCUCGACACCCCUUGCACGGAGGGCAUGCUGGAGGAGAUCCGAAAGAUUCCUGACAUCCGCAACGUCGUUCAGGCCAGCAUCGACAGCAGAGAAGACCCUUCGUUCCGCAUGGACACGGACGAGGCCUCCCAGGGACAAGUCUACGGAACCCCCAUGCCCCCGGAUAAGCCGCAGCACCCGGAGUUUUCGUCUGGUCCGUGCAAGAAGCGCCCAGGAUGGUCGGCGUCGGAGCUCAAGUCGGAGUCGCUGGGCCGCUCUCACCGUUCCAAGGUCGGGAAGGCUCGUCUCAAGUACGCCAUCGAGGAGUCCAAGCGCAUCCUCGGUAUCCCGGACGACUACCUUCUUGGCAUCGUACCCGCUUCGGACACCGGGGCGUACGAGAUGGCGAUGUGGUCCAUGCUUGGACCCCGCGACAUCGACUCUUGCCACUGGGAGUCCUUCGGAAAGGGUUGGCACGGGGACGCAAUGACCCACUUGGGGCUCAAGGACCAGGUCACGGAGCACACGGCAGACUACGGGCACCUGCCCGACUUGAGCCAGACCAACCCGGACUCGGACAUCCUCUUCACCUGGAACGGAACCACAUCGGGGGUUAAGGUACCUAACGGAGACUGGAUAUCGGACAAUCGGACAGGGUUGACGUUCAACGACUGCACGUCUGCGGCGUUCGCCAUGGAUAUUCCGUGGAACAAGUGUGACGUGAGCACCUACUCGUGGCAGAAGGUUCUCGGCGGGGAGGGUGCGCACGGUGUGAUGGUGCUGUCGCCAAGAGCAGUGGAGAGGCUCGAGUCCUUCACACCUGACAGACCGUUGCCCAAGAUCUUCCGCAUGGUGAAGAAGGGCAAGGUUGACCGUUCGAUCUUCGACGGAUCGACCAUCAAUACGCCUUCCAUGCUGUGCGUGGAAGACUACAUCGAUGCCCUGCAGUGGUGCGACACCGUGGGCGGCCUGAACGGCCUCAUCAAGCGAUCAGAGGCGAACGCAAGAGUCAUCAACAAUUUCUGUGGCGAGCGCGAUUGGAUCAGGAACCUUGCCCAGGACCCGGCCACAGCUUCCAACACGUCGGUGUGCCUCACGCUGGACCUCGAGAAGGACCAGGUGAAGACCAUGGUAGGCCUCCUCGAGACAGAAGGAGUAGCGUUCGACGUGGGCAGCUACAGAGACGCGCCGGCGGGGCUCCGCAUAUGGUGCGGCGCAACCGUCGAGAAGGAAGACGUGGAGGCAUUGAUGCCGUGGCUGGAGUGGGCUUACACUGAGGCCAAGAGCGGCUAAGUAGGGCAGUAGGAUAGCGACUUGAGUAGGCUAGCACAGAUCGACAUACGGUAAGGGCGGCAUAGCAGCAGGGUGGGUUCUUGUUGUUCGGCUGGUAUAUCAAGGCUGGAACAGGGUACCGGGACCUACCGAGGCCGGUGGGAAUUGUAUGGGUGGCCUAACGGGAGGCUGUAAGGUUGCGGCGGAGACUAGAUGGGCAUGGGAGUGACUGAGCGAGGGGUGGGGGGUUGGUCCAUGCGCCCUGCCAUUUUGCGACGAGGAUACCUAGGAUACCUGCAACCUGGAUCGCUGGAUGGGCGAGUGAUACAUAUAGCGCAGCUGCUUGACACGUCGAAAUCCCGUCCCUUGCCCCAUAUAUUUUCGAGGCAAGAAGCUUGUUGAAUUUGUCAAUCGAUUCGGAUGACAUAGUCGGGGUGUACGUCGUCUGCCUGUGUAGUGACGAUGUCUUGGUCGCUUUGGGUUAUGUUAAGUGGGUUUAGGCGUUGACCGGCCUGUUGCUCCAGGAGGGUCGAUGUGGAAGGUUUUUGCCCUAGCCGUCUUCUAGGUGUUGGUCAGGUCUCGAUGUGCAGACGGGGGAGGGGGGACGAGGGUCUCCAAAUUUUGCAGGGUUUAAUAGUAAAUUGAUUUUUGUUGCAUUCCGUCUUGCGCCACGUGAUAGUGUCUUUGCCGCAGGGCGGGAUCGAUCUUGUAGGUAGCGUGCCAGAUGGCCUAAAUGCUUUCGAGGGUUGUUGCGUGCCUCCUUUUUUGUCCGGUUCAGGUUUUGAAGCGCACGCGAAGUUUCUGGCAAAGGGUCAUGAGGGAGGUGGGGGGGCACGGAGAGGCGGAGGCUAUCGCCAACGUCGACGGACAAGAACAUUCGUUGCGCAAUUUGGUGUUGCAGCCGUGUUUUCACGCAAUUUGGCCCCCGGCGCGGUCUGCAGGCUGAAAACAUGCCAGGACACGAGACGACGGCGGCAACGAUGUUACCGAUUCCCGCUGGGCUAAAUAGAAUCUUGCUUCUGCCGCGGCGGGAC
This is a messenger RNA of Ectocarpus siliculosus, 3911 nucleotides long. NCBI's taxonomy places the organism in Eukaryota, Phaeophyceae, Ectocarpales, Ectocarpaceae. The record is from the annotation of a GenBank genome assembly.